Molecule: messenger RNA, 5526 nt
Organism: Malaya genurostris
Lineage: Eukaryota; Metazoa; Arthropoda; Insecta; Diptera; Culicidae
Exons: 2
Coding region: 3409-4350 (313 amino acids)
Biological process (GO): DNA replication, removal of RNA primer
Molecular function (GO): nucleic acid binding; RNA-DNA hybrid ribonuclease activity
Source: RefSeq, a predicted model, not a curated record
UCUGACAAUAAAAUGGUCUUAAUGAAUAUGUAUCAGUCAAGUCAUAAAAUUGUAGAACGUAGUAUUUUCUGCGAAAAUUUGUGAGUUGGUUCACAAAAAUCGAAGAGAUGUUCAACAGUGCCAAACGUCCUCAAACAAGAUGUUAUCGGUUCGUAAUACCCGAACGUCGUUCGAUGAAAUCUCGGCUGCAGUAAACUGGUGGAGCGCAGCGAUCGUUGUGAAGCACGGAAAUCAAGUUGAGACAGAAUCUUCGAAGAGUCGAUAUCACCGUUCAUCAGUUUUGCCACGAAAACAGCUUGCUGAAUUUUUCUGCGUCUUUCUAAUGAGUCGAGUCCGAUCAGUCGACAGCGAUCAGGAUACGGUGGAAGCUCAAGCGGAUUCCUCCAAGGGAGGUUUCUUAGAGCAAGACGAACAAAUCUUUUCUGUACGCGUUCAAUCCGUAAAUUCCAAACCAGCUGAUACGGAUUCCAAAUUAGGCUAGCAUUUUCCAGUAUAGGACGAACCAAGGAGCAAUAUAACGCUUUCAAACAAUGCGGAUCUUUGAAGUCCCGCCCGAUCUUCGCAAUGAAACCUAAUUGCCGUGUUGCCUUUGAAAUUAUAGUUGAACGAUGUAGAUUGAAGGUAAGCUUAGCAUCUAACAAAACACCAAGAUCAUUAACAUGAUCAACUCUCUGGAGUUUUAGUCCAUCAAUUUCAUAGUCGAAUCGAAUUGGAUUCAGUAUUCGGUGGAACGUUAUGACCUGGCAUUUUGCAAUGCUGACAAUAAGCCAGUUUCUAUGACACCAGGCGACGAAUGUAUCAAGAAGAUUUUGAAGCCGGAUGCAGUCGUCGAUAGAACGAACUUCAAGAUACAAUUUCAAAUCAUCGGCAUAUACUAAUCUGCAACCAACACCGAGCAGCGAAACAGCAUCAUUGAAGAACAGCAAAAACAAAAGUGGACCCAUAUUACUGCCUUGAGGAACUCCAGAUAGAUUUGAAAACGGAGAUGAUACACAGGAGCCUAGCUUUAUUCGCAAAACUCUACCACAUAAGUAAGAGCAAAGCCAUUCAAUAAACUUUUGUGUUGCACCCAGCCGCGAAAUCUUGCACAAAAGUAUUCGGUGGUCAAUUCGAUCGAAAGCUGCUUUAAGGUCAGUGUAUACUGCAUCAACUUGUACUCUCUUUUCCAAACUCGAGAUACAAGUGGAAGUGAAAUCUAAGAGAUUCGUGCUGACCGAACGACCUGGCAUAAAUCCAUGCUGAUCAGAAGAGAUGUAAUUUUUUGUACGAAGAAGUACCUCAGUGCUCACAAUUAUUUCAAAUAGCUUAGAUGCAGCAGAUAAAUUCGUUAUGCCUCUGUAAUUCCUUACGUCAAUACGAUCACCGCUCUUGUAUACAGGAAACAUAAAAGACUGCUUCCAAGUCACUGGAAAAAUUCCUUGCUCAAAUGAUUUGUUAAAUAUAGUGCACAAAGGAUCAGCUAAAACAGGAGCACAAUGACUAUACACCACAGAAGGAAUACCAUCUGGUCCGGGCGAAAACGAUCGUUUUAACUUUUUCGCUGCGGCAACAAUCAUAACGGGAGUAAUCAAAAAUGUGUCAAUGUGCGCUAUAUUCUCAGGAACAUCCACCGCGGCGGUCUCCGCUUCGAUACCGGAGGCAGUAUUUUCAGCAAACACAGAAGCAAAGAACUUUGCGAACAGAUCGCAUGAGUCCAAGGUUGACAUGGAUUCAACACCAUCGAGACAAACUUUUGAAGGAAUCGAUGAGCACUUGCGUUUCGAGUUUACAAAAGUCCAGAAAUAUUUAGGAUUCCGACGAAGAUUAGUUUGAAUCCGCAUAACGUAGGCUUUGUACAACCCCGCGUUUAAUUUACGAUAAUUUUCACUGGAACUUUUAAACAUUCGCUUUGUUUCAGAGCUAUGCCAGCGACGAUGUCUGCGCUGCCAAAUAUUGCGGGUACGUUUUAAUCUACGAAGCCGUACAGUGGUCCAAGGUGGGCUCAUUGGCCGUUUAACGAAAGUGUUCUCCAGUUAACAUUUUGUAAGAAUUCAAGUAAAGCAGCAAAAUCUAUUUUCCUAUAAUUUAAUGUUCUGGAUUCAUUCACGGACUCCAUGUGACAGGAGUUGCCUUCGCCGUUAGUAGGCCACGUGAUAACUAAAGGCGGAUGGUGCGGGUCGACGGGUAGUAUUGGAGCAACACUACAAUCAACAACUAAUUGAUGCUCCAAAGAACAAAAAACCAAAUCAAGCAAUCGUCCGAGAUGAUUUCUGUGUUGGUUAGCUUGACAAAGAUUUAGGUAAUCCAUGCCGUCAAUCAACGCCGUGCCAGCAGCGGGUAGCAACGAAGAACAAGAGGAGAGUGUUUCCUCAUUCCGUUGAUUCCAUACAAUGCGGGGCUGGUUGAAAUCACCGCACACCAGAACAAUAUCAUUAGCAGAACUUUUACUGCACAAUUCCGAAACAGUUGAAAUGUGCGCAUCGAUCACAUCAACGUUUUGGCUUUUAUCAGGGGGAAUGUACACACCGCAUAGAAGUAACUUUUUACCCCGUACUGUAGUACUCGCACACACUUGUUCAAGACAGUUUCCAUUUACCGUUUCAAUAAUAGAGCUGGCAUAUUUUCGAGAAAUAGCAAUCAAUACUCCACCAAACGAUACUUUGUCGCUAUUCGCUGAGCUGCGGUCGCAGCGGAAAACAUUAAAGGAGUCUUGCGUUGCUCUCAACCGAAAUUCAAAUGGCAUUUGCUCGUAAAGAACAAAUGGCAUCAGUAUUUCUAGAUAUCAAGGGGGCUUUUGAUUCAGUUUCUAUAAAUAUCCUAUCUAAGAAGCUGCACCAGCAUGGUCUUUCGCCGGUUUUGAACACCUUUUUACAUAAUCUAUUGUCCGAGAAACACAUGUAUUUUGCACAUGGUGAUUUGUCGACAAUACGAUUCAGUUACAUGGGUCUUCCUCAGAACUCAUGCUUAAGCCCCCUUUAAUACAACUUUUACGUAAACAACAUUGAUGAAUGUAUCAACACAUCUUGCACGCUAAGACAACUUGCCGACGACAGCGUUGUGUCCAUUAUAGGACCCAAAGCUGCCGAUGUCCAAGGACCAUUAUAAGAUACCCUCGACAACUUGUCGACAUGGGCUCUUCAAAUGGGUAUCGAGUUCUCUACGGAGAAAACUGAGCUGGUCGUAUUUUCAAGAAAGCGAUAACCAGCACAAUUACAGCUUCAACUAGGGGGUGAAACCAUAGCUCAGGUCUUCACAUUUAAAUAUCUCGGGGUCUGGUUCGACUCCAAAGGCACCUGGGGAUGUCACAUUAGAUAUCUGAAACAAAAAUGCCAGCAGAGAAUCAAUUUUCUUCGCACAAUAACCGGAACUUGGUGGGGUGCAAACCCAGGAGACCUGAUCAGGCUGUACCAAACAACGAUAUUGUCUGUAAUGGAAUAUGGAUGCUUCUGCUUCCGAUCCGCCGCGAACACCCAUUUCAUUAAACUGGAAAGAAUUCAGUAUCGUUGUUUGCGUAUUGCCUUAGGUUGCAUGCAGUCGACUCAUACGAUGAGUCUCGAAGUGCUCGCGGGCGUCUUACCGUUGAAAAACCGAUUCUGGGAUCUCUCAUAUCGAUUGCUAAUCCGAUGCGAUAUCUUGAAUCCGAUGGUGAUUGAAAACUUCGAUAGGCUUGUCGAACUCAAUUCUCAGACCCGUUUUAUGUCCUUAUAUUUUGAUUACAUGGCUCAGAAUAUUAAUCCUUCUUCGUUUGUUUCCAACCGUGCUCAUUUCUUGGAUACUACUAAUUCUACUGUGUUUUUCGACACAUCCAUGAGAAAAGAAAUUCGUGGAAUUCCGGAUCACGUGCGCCCUCAAGUGGCCCCAAAUAUUUUUUAUAAUAAAUUUAGAACAGUCAACUGUGAAAAGAUGUUUUACACUGACGGAUCAAACAUCAACAGGUCCACAGGCUUCGGAAUCUUCAAUCAGAACAUCACCGCUUCGUACAAACUCAGUGAUCCGGCUUCAGUCUACGUCGCAGAAUUAGCUGCUAUUCAGUACACCCUCGAGAUCAUUGAAACCUUGCCCAAAGACCAUUACUUCAUAGUCACGGACAGUCUAAGCUCAAUAGAAGCUCUCCGGGCAAUGAAGCCAGGAAAGUAUCCCCCAUAUUUCCUGGGGAAAAUACGGGAACAUUUGAGAACUUUAUCUGAACGGUCUUAUUUAAUAUCGUUAGUCUGGGUCCCCUCGCAUUGUUCCAUUCCGGGCAAUGAAAAGGCAGACUCAUUGGCUAAGGUGGGCGCAUUAGAAGGUGAUAUUUAUGAAAGACCAAUCUGCUUCAAUGAAUUUUUCAGUAUCUCUCGUCACAAAACUCUCGAAAGUUGGCAAACUUCAUGAAGCAAUGGCGAACUGGGACGAUGGCUGCAUUCCAUUAUCCCUAGGGUAUCGACGAAACCUUGGUUCAGGGGGAUGAACGUGAGUCGUGACUUCAUUCGUGUGAUGUCUCGGCUCAUGUCAAACCAUUACACCUUCAACGCGCAUCUCCGGCGUAUUGGAAUCGUGGAGAGCGGUCUCUGCGCUUGUGGUGACGGUUAUCAGGACAUCGAGCAUGUCGUAUGGACGUGUACGGAGUAUCGUGACGCCAGGUCUUUAUUAAAGGACUCCCUAAGGGCCCGAGGUAGACCACCUGAAGUUCCGGUCCGAGAUGUGUUGGCUAGUCGGGAUAUCUCUUAUAUGCUUCUUAUAUACCAGUACCUCAAACACAUUAAUAUCCAAGUGUAAUCUGUUAUACCUCGCUCAGAAAGUAUAAUCUCCACCUACAGGUUCGACACUAACAUCCGCUCGAUUCUCUCGAUUACCGUCCCUGUCCACCAUCAUCAUUGGAACUAACAAGAUCUUUUUUUGUCACUAACUUUUCGUUCCCCCCUUCCAUGUCUCUUCACCAUCUCGAUGGCAACUAAUUAGAUCUCUGUAGUUUUCAGACAUUUUGUUUCCAUAUCCCCUAUUUACCUCGGUUUUCACAAUAUUUACUUUUUUUAUUUUCUCAUCUCUUCGUAACAUCACCAUCACCGCCUACGGUCCUACGCUCCAGACGAUGACCAGCAUGCGGGCCACCCGCCGGGCCUUCGUAGCCUGGGGGUGUUUCCCGCGGACCCACACGAACCGAAAGGAAGCGGCCAUAUAUAGCACCAUUUGGAAUUCAUGCAAUAUUCAAUUCACCGACACCUGCCGAAUACCAGCUAAAAGCUUUUUUCAAAAAUUCUAGACGACAUAAUCUAAUGAUACUAUUCUAGUUUUAAGUUAGUCGUUAAUUAAGAUUAGGAAAUACCCUUGGCAUCUUAGAGCUUAAGCAGUGUGCCUGAAAAUAUAUAUUAUACUAUUGGAAAAAAAAAAAUCAUCUUAUUUGAAUGGAUUCGUUUAAAAAGCUACUGUGAAAAAGUGGCUUAUGUACCUUGUUGAUACUCCAUUAUACCGUCGUUACAAUAUAGUAAUCAGUAAAGAUCAAUUAAACCAGUUUGGUGACUCCUCGUCAGUAAUACUUGAUCCUGACGACGAGCUUGAAUGUCGUGUGGU